UGUACUUGCUUCAUCCCAAGAAAAUUUGGGAGCCCAUGGAGGCACAGAAAAUGUAUCCUCGGAGUAACUCAGAUUCUGAUGUUACCUUAAGUUCAUCUGCUUUCAAGGCCGAAGAACCUACAAGUAAAAUCGUCAAGUCAUCUGGUGACUUAUGUAGGGGUGAAGAUGGCGCAGAUACAGGUGAAAUUUAUGAGGAUAAUAAUUCAAAGGAAUCUAGCAUGUGCAGUGUAGAAAUGGAUGUCAGUUGCCAGAAUGGACUUUGUACAAGAGCACCGGAUUCUUGCAACUCGAUGCAAGGUUCUUAUGAGGAGAAUGGAAUAUCUGAUCCCAUUGUGAACAGCACUUCUAAUUCUGAUAAUUGCUCAUCAUGCCUAAGUGAGGGGGACAGCAACACGACCUCAUCUAAUCAUGGAAAUCAGGAAUCUUCAUCCACCUCAGAUUCAGAAGAUGCGAGCCAGCAAUCAGGAGGAAAAGAAACUUCUGUUUGCAUUCCAAAUGGUUUUACAGAGUGCAAUGAAGUUGGUAUUGAGAAUAAUCCGAAUGUGAAGAGAAGGGAGCUUACAGAAAGCAGGGAAUUGACAGGUCUUCCACCGAAUGGGGGGACUAAUCCAUUGACAAAUGUUCAGAGUUUUGAUAAUGGAAUAUCUGCUGCUAGCUUGGGUUCCCAGCAGCAAAGCAUGCUUCCUACGAUGCAAAACCAAAAUGUACACUUUCCUGUGUUUCAAGCUCCUUCGACAAUGGGUUACUAUCACCAAAGUCCAGUUUCAUGGCCGCCUGCUCCAACCAAUGGAUUAUUGCCGUUUACUCAUCCCAACCACUAUUUAUAUGCUAGCCCCCUUGGGUAUGGUAUUAAUGGAAACUCAGGUUUCUGCAUGCAGUAUAGUCCUAUGCAGCAGCUACCUACUCCCUUGUUUACGCCUACCGCGGUUCCAAUGUAUCAACCACUCAUCAAUACGGAGGAGCAGUCCCAAAUUUCCAAGUCAGGUGUGCAAGAAUCUCCUAAUGAAGCUAAUACAGAGAGUUUGGAUGGAACUGGACAUCAUUCUAUGCAAGCAGCAUCAAGUGGAGAAGGAGCACAUGAUGAUAAUUCUGGCAAAUUACAUAUGGACAACGGUGGCUUUUCUUUAUUCCAUUUUGGUGGUCCUGUUGCUCUUUCAAGUGGAUGUAAUUCAAAUUCUAUGCCUUCGCAAGAAGAGAUUGUUCGGGAUUUUCCUAUAAAAUGUUCAGAUCAUAUUGAGAAUGUGUAA
Messenger RNA from Rosa rugosa (rugosa rose), 1247 nucleotides. RefSeq lists its product as uncharacterized. The transcript has a single exon. Lineage: Eukaryota; Viridiplantae; Streptophyta; Magnoliopsida; Rosales; Rosaceae. The record is from RefSeq and is a predicted model, not a curated record. Bases 36 to 1247 code for a protein of 403 amino acids.